CUGUAAGAAUUCCUGGAGCGAGCAGCUGGCUGUAAAGCUCACUUAAAAAAAAGAAACAAGCACACACUCCCUCAUACCCAUAGCCACAGAGCACAAUUCCAGUGAGGGGCACACUAUUCUGGAUUUUACACCUGCAAGGACUAAGUGGGAGGGAAAAAAGGAACUUUGCUCAAGGAUUGCCUGGAUGACAGCAAGACGAUGCUUUUUUCCCUAGUUUUGCAAGCUGCUCAGUGGAAUUGGUGAUUCCUCAUAUUCUUUGCUCCACAAAUUAUUCAACAAGGCAGUGUGUCUGAGUGUUUGUGGAGGGGAGACAGGAGAGACAGAGAAUGCUAUCACAAGUCUUUAGGAUUCUGUGUAUCUUGUCUUUCUGCUUUUUCCAAGGCAGCUUCAUCAGGCCUGGAUCCUGCAAGGAGGAGAUCAAGUCAGCCAGCAGGGCAGCCCCCAAGCCCAUGUCCCCAUCUGACUUUCUGGAUAAGCUCAUGGGGAGAACCUCUGGAUACGAUGCCCGCAUCAGGCCCAACUUCAAAGGUCCACCUGUGAAUGUCACCUGCAACAUAUUCAUCAACAGCUUCGGGUCUGUCACAGAAACCACAAUGGACUACAGACUGAACGUUUUCCUGAGGCAGCAGUGGAGCGACCCCCGGCUGGCGUACAGUGAGUACCCCGACGACUCCCUGGACCUCGACCCCUCCAUGCUGGACUCCAUCUGGAAGCCCGACCUGUUCUUCGCCAACGAGAAGGGGGCCAACUUUCACGAGGUCACCACGGACAACAAGCUGCUGCGCAUCUUUAAGAACGGCAACGUGCUGUACAGCAUCAGGCUGACUCUGACCCUUUCCUGCCCUAUGGACUUGAAGAAUUUCCCAAUGGAUAUUCAGACAUGUACCAUGCAGCUUGAAAGCUUUGGCUACACCAUGAAUGACCUCAUUUUUGAGUGGCUCGAUGAGGGCCCAGUGCAGGUGGCCGAGGGACUCACGUUGCCCCAGUUUCUGCUGAAAGACGAGAAGGACCUGGGCUACUGUACCAAAUACUACAACACAGGGAAGUUCACCUGCAUUGAGGUGAAGUUCCACCUGGAGCGGCAGAUGGGUUACUACCUGAUCCAGAUGUACAUCCCCAGCCUGCUGAUUGUCAUCCUGUCCUGGGUCUCCUUCUGGAUCAACAUGGACGCAGCUCCAGCCAGGGUUGGCCUGGGCAUCACCACUGUGCUCACUAUGACCACCCAGAGCUCAGGAUCUCGGGCUUCCCUGCCCAAGGUGUCGUACGUGAAGGCCAUCGAUAUCUGGAUGGCCGUAUGCCUGCUCUUCGUGUUUGCGGCUCUCCUGGAGUAUGCAGCGGUCAACUUUGUGUCACGGCAGCACAAAGAGUUCAUCAGGCUGAGAAAGAGGCAGCGCCGACAGAGGAUAGAGGAGGAGCUGGUCCGUGAAAGCAGGGGGUUUUAUUUUCGUGGGUACGGACUGGGACACUGCCUGCAGAUGAAGGACACGGCCGCGGUGGAGGGGGCCACAGUCUUCACCCCCCCGCCGCCCCCGGCACCGCUGCAGGACGCCGAGUCUAUCCGCAAGAGGUUCGUGGACCGGGCCAAGCGGAUCGACACCGUUUCCAGGGCCGCCUUCCCCCUGUCUUUCCUCAUUUUCAACAUCUUCUACUGGAUCACCUACAAAGUGUUGCGCCAUGAAGACAUCCACCAGGCCUUGUAGGCACGCUCAUCAGAACCACAUUUCCUCUUUCUCCAAACCAAAACUGCCUGUACGAUUUACAACCCAGAAAGAAAAAAAAAUGUGUAAAGAUAAAGAUAUUUUAAAAAGUAUUUACUUCUACCAGACAUUAAACAGGUGCUGAAUAUGAUAGAACCAAGAGUUCAGGUGCAACUACGCUUCUCAAGAGACAAACACUCUCUCCAAAACAAAUGUCACCUAUUAUAAAUAUGAAUGCCUAUUUUGAGGGCAAACGGCGGUUUGCCAGUGUUUUUAUUUUUCUGAAAUGUAAUGCCUUUUCUUUUCUUGUUCGGGAUUUUAAAACAUGCCAUUCAGAGCCAAGCCCUGCACUCUGAGAGCGCGAGAACAGAGCAGACAGGCCCGACAGGUAAAACAGGCCCCAGCGGGCAAGUGUCUGCGCUGACUCGGAACGAACUCCUCUACCAUAUGCUGCAUCUCAGAAAUGAAUGUUUUUAAAAAAGAGAAAAAAAGAAAAUAUUUUUUACAUGAUAUUUGAAAUGCGUAUUUGGGGGGUGUUACAAUUAAAGGGGGGCUUAUUUGGAAUUCCUUGGGGGAAAUGUAUAGUGUUCCUGAAUAUUCACAGGUUGUUGAUAUGAUGACUUUUUUAAAAUGUGAAACACAAUAAGAUAGAUAUUAUAUAUACUGUAAAUACUGUAUAUAUACAGAGCUGUCUGGGAAUUGGUGACAGCACAAAUGUUUUUUGUCUAAUUUGAAUAAAUGGAAUAUUCUGCCAGGAUUUAGUAUGUGCUCUCUUCUCCUCCUUGAUUCCUGUGUUGUUGCUGGAAGUUUAAUUUGUUGAUUUGACUUGUUUCCCUUCAAAGAUGAUCCGAUACACACAUGGGAUCUGAAACCCAAGCUCUGCAAUCUGUUAGCGCACAGCAGACAGCAGCGCAUGUGUCUGUCUGACAUGUGCAGUUGGGUUUUUUGGAGUCAGAGCAUAAAAUUCCCACCCAGUAACAAGCAAAACAACGAAAACAAGGACAGAAUUCCAAGCAUUUUUCAUCAACAAGAACAAUAAGGGAAGAUUGCAUUCUUUCCCUAAAAGGAGACAACCUCUGUAAAAGCAUCUUCAAAAGCACACGUGGCCAGUCCAUUAUGAGCGAUCUCAUGCUGUUUGCUUUUGUAAAACAUCUACAUGCAUGUUGCUGGUUAAUUUAAUGUUCUGUAAUUGACUCAUGACUAAUUUUACAUUGCAUGCAUUGCUAAGAGUGGGCUAAUUUUGUGC
Molecule: messenger RNA, 2943 nt
Organism: Lepisosteus oculatus (spotted gar)
Lineage: Eukaryota; Metazoa; Chordata; Actinopteri; Semionotiformes; Lepisosteidae
Gene: glra4a
Product: glycine receptor, alpha 4a
Biological process (GO): regulation of membrane potential; response to amino acid; chloride transmembrane transport
Cellular component (GO): plasma membrane; synapse; neuron projection
Molecular function (GO): excitatory extracellular ligand-gated monoatomic ion channel activity; transmitter-gated monoatomic ion channel activity involved in regulation of postsynaptic membrane potential; transmembrane signaling receptor activity
Source: RefSeq, a predicted model, not a curated record